Molecule: messenger RNA, 2053 nt
Organism: Truncatella angustata
Lineage: Eukaryota; Fungi; Ascomycota; Sordariomycetes; Amphisphaeriales; Sporocadaceae
Exons: 1
Coding region: 251-1681 (476 amino acids)
Source: RefSeq, a predicted model, not a curated record
GAGAUCACACCUAAACAAAGAAAUCUGUGUAAUACGGUAUUCAUCCCCAUACAGUGCGAAAGUGAGCAUAACCAGCAACCUCAAGCUUUAUUCACACACACUUUCCGACCAGUGGCCCGUGCAAGAAGAAGAAAGCACAGCGCAGGAACUCACCGUACCCCAAAACUCAUUUCCAGAUCUCCCAAUUCAAUGACUUCUUCCAAGAGCUUCACUAUAACUACCGCCGUUUUCUGAUUCAUCGAUAAAGUUCAUGUGCGAAAUGUUAUCCAGCAACCCGCACAGAGCCUCUGAACCGGGCAGACUUGCAAGCCUCGAUGCAAGGGUGGGUUCUUUGGCUGGAGACAUCAAGACAUGCAUCGAAUUGCUUCAGACGCAGAUUCAAACCCACCAGACAACCUUUCAGCUGCAUUCUAAUUCAAUCAAUGAGCUGUCGGGAUGCAUUAGCAAUGUGGACGGCAAUGUUGAGAAGAUCCAUCACCAAGUUUCAGACAUACAGGAGCAGUAUGAGGACGUGCAAGAGAAAGUUGACGAGACGAUGGAUGUCUUCGGCACUAUUCUCCAAGAAGCCCAAGACGUGUUUGAACUGCGAACAAGCCAGCUCAAGCAGCAAGUAGAUGCGCAGCGCCGCGAAAUCGACAAGCUGCGCAAGCUGUUUGACGACGGGCCGCCUCAAUUCCCCCAAUUUCGGCGGCUUCCAGUGGAGAUUAGGGGCAUGAUAUGGGGCCAAGCACUGCCUCAAAGGAUUCUGACAAUCGAGGAAACAGUUAAUAAAACUCUAAACAUCGAAACAAUGGCGAUCAUGAAAUGGUCCCAAUAUCGGUUCUCGCCCAGGCUACGGCCUCCUGCCGUAGCUCAAGCAUGCCGGGAAUCUAGAGCUGUUGCGUGCAAAGCAGGUCAACUUGUACCUCUCAGGAACCCUCAAGCUUAUGCUUGCUUGAAUGGCAGCAUCCAUCGUCAUUCCCAUAUGGGUGUGAGGAAGACCCAAUGGAGCUGGUUCGACCCGGACAGGGACAGUUUACGGAUCAAAACCGCAAAGGGUCUAUACUCCACCGAGGUCCUCGAAGAUAUGCUCUCCAUUGUGCAAUCUAUCAUAAUUGAUUCACCGUCCAGGGUCCUUGGGAUGAUAUUUGCCGAUAUUUGUAAUCAGAGGCUGUUUCCCAGACUUACCGAAGUAAAAUUGGCUGAGGAUACAGUCUUGCUUCCACCUCACAGCGACCCUUACACCGAGAGCCAGCUCUUUGGGGUUGAGAGAACCAACCCAUUAGCUAUCGACGUCGACGAUUCGCCCCUCUUGGAAGGUAUUGUUCGAAAACUACAGCACUUAAAGCCCACGUUUAUUCGAAACAUUGACACUGUAUUGCAAGCACGACCGCAUAUACAGACCAGAACGCGGUGGGGAUGGGAUGAGAAAGACCUUGAGAACUUGAUCGAUCCAGAAGUUUCUGAAAACGAUUGGCCGAAAUUCAAUCGCUUUCUGGUGAAAGCAUGGGAUGAGGUGCAGCAAGAUUGGACGGAGGGCGAGAACGUAAAUUCAAAAACAGCCCUGUCUAACGCCCCAACAUUUGGAAGAGUCGUCUUGUUCGAUGUCGCACCAUGGCAAUCGCACCCUCACACCCUUGGGGCACCAAUCAUGUACUGGGUGGACGGUCGCGACCAACCAUCAAAUGUGGCUGAGCUAUAAGCAAGGUACUUGGCCGCAAGCACCACUGUCAAGUUCCUAAAAGACCGUGACCCAAGCCGGCCUUCGAGACUGCCCACUUUCUUGACGGAAUUCGAUCUAACUCGGCUUUUCUGAGGUUGAACAAAUGAUAUACGAAGAUGUUGAAGAGAAACGAUGAAAUGGAGGCUCCAGGGACAAGUCAGAUUUGUUUUAUAUCCAAAGGGCGCACAAUAAGCAUGUACUUGAUUUUGACAUAUGUCGUUGAUGAACCAUUUGUGUCAUCGUAGUGGUACUAUUUAUUGGUCUGUUAUGAAGUAGUUGGUAACAUCGUUUUGCCAUGUACUACUAUUCUUCUUCUUAAUUAUCAUUUUUAAUUACAAUUAGCUUAGGCGA